CGCUAAACAAAAUGUGAACAAACCACUGGUGUCUAGACAAUAGUUCACAUUAAGCCACCCUCUUCUUCAAACACACUCCUUUUUCUGGUGUACAAUGGCCAUAUUUUAUAUUAUUACACAGUAUUAAUGGAGGCUAUAGCUCAGAGGUAAAGAAGUAAUGAGGCCCCAAGUAUGAAAACCGCUGCAGAGGAAUCCGCCCGCCCGCAGGCAUGUUACAGCGUGAGGGAAGGUGAAAGCAGCGAUCUGAUUGGCUGCUGGCUUGCGCUCCAGUUCUGCAGAUUUCCCGCCGCUGACUUGUGGACUCGAAGCUCGGUUCUGUCACAGAACCCGCAGUAUCUGGUCGUCUCUGUCAGCGAGUCCCGGGCAGGCGCCGCACACCCUCACGUCACUCUCGGAACUGCUUGAGAAGCCUUAGACUCGAGUACACGGAUGUGACGUCACAGGCCCACGUUUGAACCUGGUGCCCGGGGAUUGUUGUACUAGACGAGAACACAGGGCUGAGGUUCUGUGCGGUACCGACCCGCUACUAGUGAGCUUUUUUUGCAGCCAGACAGAUGGCGGCAGAGCAGGGCAAUGGCGGGGGUCCCCUUCUGACUGUUUUCUUGUUUGACCGCCGCUUGGAGCAGUCGUUGUGUGAGGAGAAGAGCCUGCGGAUCCGAAGGGGUUAUCCGGAGUUCCGCGCAGACGUCUGUGAGACCUUUGGCAUCAGACCAAGUGAAGCGUUUGUCAUCUCAACAACAAAUAGAAAACAAGUGACCGACUCUAACUUUAAUGGGAUCAUUAAAGAUGGCAUCACUUUGUAUAUUCUUAACAGAAUUGAUCAGCUCCUGUCUUCAUCAACACAAGAGAGAAUUAACUUUUUGCCUCAUUACGAUACACUGAUAAAAAGUGGAAUGUAUGAAUAUUAUGCUAGUGAAGGACAAAACCCGUUGCCUUUUGCCCUUGCAGAGUUAAUUGAUAAUUCUCUUUCGGCAACAGCAAAAAAUUGUGGCAUUCGAAGUAUACAGAUAAGAUUGCUUUUUGAUGAAUCCCAAGGAAAACCAACUAUUGCAGUUAUAGAUAAUGGAAAAGGAAUGAGUUCAGCCCAGCUUAAAAAUUGGGCUGUGUACAGAUUGUCAAAGUUUAGAAGAGGAUCUGAAGGAUACAGUGAGGAUGCAAGUUAUGUCCCCCCUCAGCCUGUUGCACGAAGUCUAAACAGCGAUAUCUCUUACUUUGGUGUUGGAGGAAAGCAAGCAGUUUUCUUUAUGGGUCAUUCCACUCGUAUCAUUACAAAGACAUCAGACUCCCAAGAUAUCCAUGAAUUUUUACUUUCCAAAGAUGAUUUUGAGAAGAAAGAGAAGAACAAGGAAUCUAUUUACAGUGGCUACAUAAGAAACAGAAAGCCCGCUGAUUUUUCACAUGUUACAGAGGAUGAUAAGAACCUGCGUAACCUCAUCAUGGAGGAGAAGGAUAAAGAAAGCUUCACUGCAGUUAUUGUUACUGGUGUUCAGCCCGUACAUAUACAAUAUUUAAAAAAUUUCCUUCAUCUAUGGGCUUCACAGCUAGCACAUAUCUAUCAUUACUAUAUGCAUGGGCCUAAAGGAAAUGUAUUGGGUAAACCGAAAACCAUACCUAUUGACAUUGAGGUUUAUAUGUUUGAAAAAGCCAAAGUACCUAAAGCUCUCAAUCUACGAGAGAUCAAUGAUGACAUGCAGACUUUGUAUAUUAAUUCUGCUGCUGACAGCUUUGAGUUUAAAGCUCUGGUUGAAAGAGAAGGUGUGGUAGAAGGAAUAAUACGCUACCAUCCUUUUCUUUACGACAAAGAAACUUACCCAGAGGACCCGUAUUUCUUAUCAAGAGGUAAUGAAGACAUUGAUGAAAUUGAUGAUGACUGCAUCAUUGUGGAAAAAGAAGCUAGAGGAAGGAGACCAAUUUUUGAAUGUUUCUGGAAUGGAAGACUUAUUCCUUAUACUACAGUCCAAGAAUUUGACUGGUGUUCAGUACCGAAAAAGAGAGGACUUGUGCCUACUGAGUGUUAUAACAGGAUCUCUGGAGUUUUAUUUACCAAUGACAAAUUUGAAGUCAGCACAAACAAAUUGAGUUUCCUAGAUCUGGGGUUGAAACUUCAAGAUAAAAACACAAUUUUUACAAGAGUGACAAAUGGACAGGAACAAAGAGUAAAAAUUGACAGAGAAUUUGCUUUGUGGUUAAAAGAAUGUCAUGAAAACUAUGACAAACAAAUAAAAUUUUCUGGUUUCAAAGGUGUAAUUACCCGACAAGAUAUUACAUCAAAGCGUAUGCAAACUCCUUGGGCAACCUAUACAUCCAUUGAGUGGGAUGGAAAGACUUAUAACGCUGGACAGCUGGUAAAAACCAUCAAAACGUCACCUCUCAUUUAUGGACGUAUAGUUAAGUUUCUCCUUUAUGGAAACCAUGAUGGUGAUGUUUAUGCUACAGGAGGAGACGUUCAAAUUGCCUUGGAACCAAAAGAGCUAUAUGACGAGAUGAAAUGCGUACCAAUUUGCAAGAUUGACCGUAUUGUAGCACGAUCAUCUAUAAGGAAGUACAUAGAAGAUGAAAUGGCAAAGUUGCCAGAUACAUUGGCUAUUUCAUGGCCUGAUGGGGAUGCUUUGGAAGAAAAUGAUAUAAAACCUGCAGGAGCUGUUAUAGGAACUUUACGUGUUGAAAUUCUGAACAAGAAAGGAGAAGCAGUGCAAAAACUUCCUGGUACAAGUCACGCCGCUUCAAAGAAGCUGUUGGUGGAAUUAAAAGUUCUGUUGCAUUCACCAAGUGGAGAUAAAGAAAUUAUUUCCCAUAUAAGUCAGCAUGGAGGAAAAUGGCCGUACUGGUUUAAGAAAAUGGAGAACAUUGCGAAGCUUGGUGAUUAUACACUGAAACUUCAAGUUGUUUUAAAUGAAAGUAAUGCUGACAAAUAUGGGGAAAAACCUCUGCCUUCCAAAAACAUUUUGUUUAAGAUUGUGGAGGGCAAACCAUUUAAAUUUGUUGUUGGAUCCCUGGAUCAAGUUCAAGUUGGAAUACCAUUCAAUAUACCGUUAAAUGUUCAGGAUGAAUUUGGCCAUUCUACAUUGCUUUCGGCAGACAGUAAGCCAGUUUUGGAGGGAAGUGGUCUAACGAUUGAAUAUGAAGAGUUAAGCACAGCAUCAGAAUUAUUUAUUAAGGGAGUGAUUGUUAGAGGACAAGUGAAGAGCUGCCAAGGCAAGAAUUUUACAUUAAAUGUUACUUUGGCUGGUUUAAAAGAAGCCUGUCAGACUACGAAGAUCAAGUUAUUACCCGGGCCACCCAAACGACUUAAAGUGUUCCCAGAUAAUAAUGAUCUUAUUAUUGAAAAUGGUUCACCUUUUCCAUUCCAAAUUGAAAUCUUGGACGAAGUAGGCAAUAUUGUAACUCAGCCUAAGCUGAUUGUUCAUUGUAAGUUUAUUGGGGCUCCGAACCUUCCUGUCUAUCGGUUGGAUUGCAGCACUACCGGCAGUGGUAUUCUAACUGGGCCCCCUAUUAAAAUUCAAAAUAUAAAGAAAACACAGGAAUUAAAAGCAAAAAUUGAAAUACCUAGUUGCAAGAAUGUAAAACAUGUGGAAAAAUGUAUUAAACUGCAGCCAAGUAGAAAUAUUGCUAAACUCCAGAUACUUAAAGUGGAGGGUCAAAAAGCUAUUCACAUUAAACACCAGGAUGAGAUCAAGUGGAUGGCAGGAGACAUCAUGCAAAAUAUUAUUUUUCAAGUUUUUGAUGAGGGGGAUAGAGAAAUCAUUAUCACUUCAGAACGUGCAGAAAAAGUCAAGGUUAAUUGGACCCCGAAAGUUCCCAGGGAGAAACUGCUGAAAGGAAUGUUACCUGAUAUUGAAGUGUCUACUUCCGUCACCAACGUUCAGUACUGCCAAGUGACUUUUCAUGACGAUAAUGUUUCUUUGGAGAGUGCGUUCACUGUAAAGCCUAUACCUGAUGAACCAAAACAUUUGAAAUGCAAUUUGAAAGGAGAGAAUAUUAUCCGCAUGGGUGAAGAGCUAAAAGGUGAAAUUGAAUUAAUUGUAACGGACCAGUUUGGGAAUCCGAUAGAAACAAUGUUGCCUUCGUGUCUUGAUUUUUUGGGUGUUUCUGGAAAAAAUCUUGACAAAGGAAAAAUCAGAAAGAUCUUUCAGGAAAGCACUCAAUCUAUAAUUGUCAAAGGAAUAUCAUUCUAUGUUGGCGGACCUCUAGAGGACAUAGAGUUAUGUUUUGCAUGGAGAGUUUUUCAGCUUAUUUGCGACUAGAGGCUUGUUGCUGGGCCACCUUCCAAAAUUAGUCUGGGAGAAUGGAAUGAGGUUAUGCCUGCCUCUGUUCCCUACAUUUUUGUUUCUGGCAUUGAAGUUCAGAAGCCUCUAAUUAUCCAGUUAUAUGAUGAGUGUGAUAAUCCAUCUCCUGAGCCGAAUUUGAAGGUCACAUUGAUGAAGGACAAUGUUCUAAAGUCCGGUCCUCAGCUGCAUAAAACUGAUGCUAAAGGUGAAGCGAAUAUGGGAUUGUUUACUUUCACUGCACCUAAGGGUAUAUAUUCUUUGCACUGUAAAGCUGUGAAUAAUAAGUAUAAUGUGGAAAGUUCUCCAAUAAAGAUAAAAGUUGUGCCUGAUCCUGAAAAACCAGCCAGUGUUGCUGUAAAAUUUGAAAAAGGUGUGGAUUCUGCUGGAAGUGUUUUUCCUGACUUUGUAGUUAGCAUUCUUUCUGAAGAUGGCUAUCCCAUUAAGAACCUUAAAUCAGCUUGCUGUUCCAUGAAAAUUUGGAAGUCACAAACAACUGGUGGAAAACCUCCAGCUACUGCAAAAGAGCUUAACUGCAAUAAACCAAGAGAUGGGGACAAAAAUGGCUGCUUCUAUUUCAGAGAUAAAAUGAUACCUGAGCGUGUUGAAAAGUACUGUAUCCAGUUUAUGUAUAUGGGUGAGAAGGCUCCUGUACUUUAUAGUGAACAGUUUUUAAUAGAUGUUGUUGCCAACAAGCCUGUGAAAUUGGUUCCACUCUCAAACCCUGCCACUCCAGCAGUGUCCAAUGUUAAAGAUGAGGAUAACCGCACUUUAAUCAAGAAUUUAUGGCUAAAGACUGUGGAUGAACACAGUAACUUGGCAGGUGUUGAUUUGAAUGGUAAGAUCAUUGCACAGAUAAUAAGCACUUCUGAGACCGAGAAGGAAAUUCCACGUUUCCAGUCAAAUACAGAUACCCUCGAGUUCACUUUUAAGAAUGGAUCUGCUGACAUCCCUAGCCUAAUUCUUGCUGAACAUAGCCCAGGAACGGACAGCACAGAAUAUAAGAUUAUGUUUUCACUUGAUUGCCAAACCAUGGAACCAGUGGAUGUAGAGCCCUAUUACCUCCCGUUCAUGUUUUGCAAUGAUUUUAAGAAGCAACAGCAGAUUGCACAGCUUACAAAGGAGAAAGACAAUUUAACAGAAUCAAUUAAGGUUUUUAAAGGCCUUUUUGAUGCAACAGAUCACCUGAUCAAAGAAAUGAAAUGCCAGUCGGUAGAGGCCACGGGUAAAGAAAGGCUCCUGAAAAAUGAAUUAGAGAAAAAGAAAAUUGAUUUGCCAGUGAAAAACCAGAUAGAACACAUUAAUAACCUCAUAAAUAAAAAGAUGGCUCAAGCAGAGACCUUGUUUAAUCAGCCUAGACGGAAAUGUUUACUGCCUUCUUUUUCAAAUUGCAGAAAGGAUGUCUUAGGAAAGAUUGCUCAUUUGGCAUGCAUCGAAGAUGAACAAGCUUCAAUUGUAAUUUCAUGGCACCUAGCUAGUGAUAUGGACUGUGUGGUUACACUGACGACUGAGGCUGCCCGUCGUAUUUAUGAUGAGACUAAGGGUCAACAACAAGUCCUACCAUUAGAUUCAAUCUAUCGGAAAGGUUUGCGAAGCUGGGGAAGGCCUUUACCACACAUACGUAAUGGAGCAAGUUGCUUUGAAGCUACGGGCAAUCCAGUUUAUGCAAGAGACCUUCUGGUAUUCUCAGAAAACAAGGAACAAUGUGAAAUAGUCUUUGGAAUGCUUUUAGGUGACACAAUAAUUCUAGAUAACCUUGAUGCAGCCAACAACUACAGAAAACAGCUUGUUCAGUUUUGUCAGUGCCCAACACUGCUGACUAGAGAUGGAGAGAGAAUCCGCGGCAAUGGAAAGUUUGGUGGAGUGCAAAAUAAAGCACCCUCUAUACGCCAGCUUGGCAAAAUGAUGUUUGGAGCUCCAAGGCCCAGUGAAUUUGAAACUGUUUCUGCGGAAAUAGAACUCUUAAAGCAGUAUCGUGAUGCAGUAAAAAGGUCCCAGACUGUAAGUGAAGAGCUUGAGAAGCAGAUUAAAAGCUUGGACUCGCCAGAUAUGAAACAGAAGAAAAAGGAGUAUGAGGAAAAAGAAAGAUCUCUGCAGGAGAUUGAAAAAAAACUUGGUAUGACCCCAAAAAAUCAAAACAAGAGAGCUGAAGCUUAUAUAGAUUAUCUCAGCAUGUCUGAUUGUCCUGUUCCUUCAAAACGAGCGAAAAAAGAUACAUUAAGGAGAACCUCCACAUGAAAAGAUAAUGACCCAAAAGGUUAGAGCCGAAAUGGAAAUUUGACUACGUUUUGAAGAGAGACAGUUUUAGGAAAAAUGCUAGAACUGUUUCUGACAUCUGUUUCAGCAGGCAACUUUGUAAUAUAAGCUAUUCAGUAUUUUUGUAAAAAAAGAUCUAGAAACAGUUUUUUUUGUAUAGAUUGUUUUGUAAAUCUGAUGUUUUACAUUGCAAGUGGCUCGCAUUUUUGGAAAGUCGGUAUGUAUGCAGUGAAAAAAUUAAUUUUGGUCAUGCUGGUAUAGUGUGUACAAAAGACUUUUCUGUAUUGAAGUUUUUACUUUGCCUGUUCUAAUUUGCUAUUAAAAGGUAAAGUACAUAUCUAGAAUUUAUGAAAGCAAGAAAUAAAUUCAACUUGCCCUUACUUUGAUUACAGAAGAUAUUUUAUUAUAAUGUUAUAAUUUUGCAAUUACAUAUUUAUACGGCAUUACAAUAUGCCACUGACAGUGAUGUCUACUGUUUUUUGUUGGUGGCAAUAUUGAAAAAAUUUACAUUUAUUUUUGUAAUACUAUUACAUAUAGUAUUUCUGUACCAAUUCAUUGGUGAUAAGUCAGAGCAACUGGACUCAUUCAGAAGGUCGUGAAUGUUUUGCGGUCUGCAAAUUGCGGAUCUGCAAAACACGGAUACCGGCUAUGUGCCUCCCACAUUUUGCAGA
Bufo bufo (common toad) is the source of this 7192-nucleotide messenger RNA. RefSeq names its product structural maintenance of chromosomes flexible hinge domain containing 1 (gene SMCHD1). The record is from RefSeq and is a predicted model, not a curated record. Lineage: Eukaryota; Metazoa; Chordata; Amphibia; Anura; Bufonidae. Gene Ontology annotation, molecular function: ATP binding; protein binding. Gene Ontology annotation, cellular component: chromosome. Gene Ontology annotation, biological process: chromosome organization; double-strand break repair.